Messenger RNA from Bombina bombina (fire-bellied toad), 7963 nucleotides. It is a transcript of the gene HTRA3, whose product is annotated as HtrA serine peptidase 3. The transcript has 9 exons. Gene Ontology annotation, molecular function: protein binding; serine-type endopeptidase activity. The record is from RefSeq and is a predicted model, not a curated record. Gene Ontology annotation, biological process: proteolysis. Bases 243 to 1619 code for a protein of 458 amino acids. Gene Ontology annotation, cellular component: extracellular region. Lineage: Eukaryota; Metazoa; Chordata; Amphibia; Anura; Bombinatoridae.
UAUUAGAGUCUGCAGGUCCUGUAGCUGCAUUAUUAAUGUACUCUACCUCUUGUAGUGAGUGAGGCAGGCUGAUGGUUUAGCAAGACAUCCUUACCCUGCUCACUUGCCUGUGUCUGUGCACCCUAGGCUGUCUGUGCGAGACUUAUCUGGGGACAAACUAACCCAGCAAGUACAGACUGGAUCUAUGUCCCCCUUAUCUGUGAACUGAGAUACAAGAAGCUACUUUUGAUCGAUCACUAAGGAUGAAGUUCAGCCAUUUCUGUUCCCUCCUUCCUCUCCUGCUACUGAGCCGGGCAUCAGCUAACUGCCCAGCACGCUGUGAUGUGUCUAGGUGCCCCAGCCCCAUUUGCCCCAGUGGGUAUGUCCCGGACAAAUGCAACUGCUGCCUGAUUUGUGCUGCGGGGGAAGGCGACUCCUGUGGACGGGAGGGGGAUCCACCGUGCGGGGACAGCCUGCUCUGCAAACCCCCUCCUGGUAUGAGAGGGGUGAAGGGGACCUGCCAGUGUAAGCACAACUACAAAGUAUGUGCCAACGAUGGGAUAACCUAUGACAACUUGUGCCAGCUGAAGGUGUCCAGCCGUCGAGCUCUGCAGCAGGGGCUCCCCCCGGUGGUGCAGGUGCAGAAGGGAGCCUGCCAAUCGGGUCACCAACAUCCUAACAGUCCAAGAUAUAAAUUUAACUUCAUUGCUGAUGUGGUCGAAAAGAUUGCUCCUGCCGUGGUGCACAUUGAACUUUUUUUAAGACAUCCUUUAUUUGGCCGACAAGUUCCUUUGUCCAGUGGAUCUGGGUUCAUCAUAUCAGAUUUGGGUUUGAUUGUAACCAAUGCACAUGUGGUAUCAAGCAGUAAUGUAGUAUCCGGACGUCAGCAGUUAAAAGUACAGCUGCACAAUGGAGCUACCUAUGAGGCAACAAUUAAAGAUAUUGAUAAGAAAUCAGACAUUGCAACUAUAAAGAUCAACCCUCGUAAGAAGUUGCAAGUCCUGCUGCUCGGACAUUCAGCAGAUCUGAGGCCUGGAGAAUUUGUAGUCGCCAUUGGAAGCCCGUUUGCCUUGCAAAAUACUGUUACAACAGGGAUUGUCAGUACUGCCCAGAGGGAUGGGAAGGAACUUGGCUUAAGAGAUUCUGAUAUGGAUUACGUUCAAACAGAUGCCAUUAUUAACUAUGGGAACUCUGGAGGUCCUUUGGUUAAUUUGGAUGGAGAAGUAAUUGGAAUUAACACACUCAAAGUUGCAGCUGGGAUUUCCUUUGCAAUUCCUUCUGAUCGUAUCACAAAGUUCAUGACAGAUUCGUAUGACAAAAAAAUUAAAGAUGGCAAAAAGCGUUUUAUUGGAAUAAAGAUGCUGACAAUAACUCCUAGUCUUGUUGAAGAAUUAAAACUGAACCAUCCUGACUUUCCUGAUGUUACCAGUGGAAUUUAUGUUCAUGAAAUAAUUCCAAAUUCCCCAUCUGAGAGAGGUGGAAUAAAAGAUGGUGAUAUCAUUGUGAAAGUCAAUGGACGUCCACUAAUCACUUCUAGUGAUCUGCAUGAAGCAGUGAUGAACGAAUCGCCUUUAUUACUUGAAGUUCGAAGAGGAAAUGAUGACCUUCUUUUUAACAUAGAACCUGAAGUUUCCAUGUAACUAAAAAAACAAGACUUCCAAAUUGGAACAAUGUUCUUUAAGACAUCAUCACUAGCGUAAAACAGAAGUAAUGAGUUUGGAAAUCACAUAAAUGCACUUGGAAAACAUUCAGUACAGCUUUUGUUGAAGAUUAAGUUCAUUUUUCCAACUUCCAAAUGUUAUUCUGUUUCCAAACUUGCUUUACUACUUUCAGAGUAACUUUGUUUGUAUUAUGAAAAAGUAUGUUUCAAUUUCUUCUCAACAUAAAUGCAGUUGUUAUAUCUUUAAUGAAUUCAAAAGCUUAACAAUACCUCCUUUUUAAUCAUAUGUCCAAAUGAGUCUUUUUUUCCAAUUUGGAUUAGACCUCAUUUCUUGAACCAUGACAGUACUGUUUGUAAUAGUGUAUAAAAACCUGCAGGCCAGUUUUAAAAUAAAUAUCUUGAUGUGUUACGGACAUAAAGACAAUUGAGGAACACAAUAAAAAAAUCUGCUGUAAAUGUGUAUCCUUAAGCGAAUACCAAAAGAAAAAUUAUAUAUGAAAAAGUAUACUUGCAAUAUGUAAAUGGUACUUAAAAAUAUAAAUUUAAUGAAAAAAAUAUAGAUUUAGGAGUUAUUCCAUAGUUACACACAAACUAAUUGCACUUCAUCUGUAAUCAAAAUAUGUAUACUUAAAAAUCAUAUGGAAACUUGCAGUUGUUAAACAUGGGGUGCUUUAUUCAAAUUAAGGGGACAUUAAAAAUGUUAUCUUGUAUAGUAAAGGCAGCAUUUACACGUCAAAAAUAUUUUUAUGUCAAAGUGGAAUGUUAAUUAAAGGGACUGUGAAGUCAAAAUUAUGAUUCUGAAAGAGCAUGCAAUUUAAAUUUUUUUUUCCAGUUUACCUCCAUUGUGCAGUGUUUUAUGUGCACAUGAGUCUGCGAUUGGCUGAUGGCUGUCACACAAUAUAGGGGACAGGAAAAGGAAAGGAAAUUGAAAUUUGUCAAAAAAUCUACUACUCAUUUGAAAUUCAGUGUGAUUGCAAUGCCAUUUUUUUAUGCAUUUGUUGGUUAUGCAGUUUCACUGUCUUCAUUUGUCCUUUAUGUAAAAUGUACUUAAAUUUAAACAAAUACUACAGUUUUGGUUUUGUACCACUAUGGUUCAAACCUAACACUAUUUAUUGGUGGAGAGGAAAAUGUUUUGAAAUGCCUUCUGUUAGUUUUUACAAAGAAACAAACUUGACUACAGUGUCCCUUUUAAACUAAAACACUAAAUCAAUUUCAUGCACCACCCUCUAAUCAUGUGUGGUGCCAUAUUGUAACCUAGGUAACACUGAUCUGAAGGAGAGUUACUGCAAAUGUGCAAGUAUGUCAGCUUCUAACAUGUAUUUAGUGUUUAAUAUCCCUUUAAGCUUGUGGUGAGAAAGUGCUUAUAGAGCCAAGAGGUGCCCUGGAAUCACUAAUAUUCAUCCAUAAUGUACUAUUACAUUUAUUAUGAAUCAGUCUUUUUAUAUCAAAUAUUUGGAAAUCUACUCUUUUUUAAUUAUCUACAAAGGAUGUAUAUUUAAAUAACAUAAAAUACCUUUUAGGGAAAAUAUAUCUAAGCUUUUAAAAUGUUGACUUCAUUCUCUAACAUAUGCUCGGUUUAGUGCUAGUCUCCCUUAUUUGUUUUUCUAAAAUAGUCUUACUUUGUCCAGAGGUCCAGCUGUACGUUGUGCCUUACAUCACAGCUAUUUUUGCAUACAUAUUUCUGUACUGCAGCAGUAAAGGAUUAUGCAUCACUUAUGAUUUAUGAAAAAACAAAUAUUUGAAAUGUUAUAAAUCUUCUAUUUUGUAUAUGGCACAAUGGGGUAGAUUUAUCAUAUGUCGCGUGGCCAUGAUUCUAGCAAAUCAUGUCCGCCCUACUGCGUUGAAUGCCGACAGCAUACGCUGCCGGCAUUUAUCAUUGCACAAGCAUUUCUGGUGAAAUGCUUGUGCAAUGGCGCCCCCUGCACAUUCGCAGCCAAUCCGCCGCUAGCAGGGGGUGUCAAUCAUCCCAAUCGGAUCAGGAUGAUUGCUGUCCGGCACCUAAAAGGUGGCGGACAUGUUAAGGAGGAGCGGUCUUGUUACUGCUGCUCCUUAACUUAGGUUUCAGGCGAAUGUAUGAAAGUUUACUAUUCCUUGUUUGAUGAGGUAUUUUGGUUACCAACUUCUGACUUUUUUUCAAUGAGCUGUAGAUUUGUAGAACAGAUUUUGUUUUCAAUAUAUGAAUUUACAGUUGGGCAUCAUCAAACAUUCUGUUGUUAUUGAGAUUCAGCAUCAUAUUGCUCUAUUCUCUUAGACAUUCCAGGGAACAGUUUAUAAAAUGUUUUUAACGGACGCUAAUAUUAUGACUUAAAGGGAUACAGAAUACAAAUUUUUUUCUUUCAUGAUUCAGAUAGAGCAUGGAGUUUUAAGACAUUUUUUUUUUACUCCUAUUAAAUGUAGCCACCAAUCAGCAAGUGCUAUCCAGGGUUCUGAACCAAAAAUGGACUGGCUUGUAAGUUUACAUUCCUGCUUUUUCAAAUAAAGAUACCAAGAGAACAAAUAAAAUUGAUAAUAGGAGUAAAUUAGAAAGUUGCAUAAAAUUGCAUGCUCUGAAUCAUGAAUGAAAAAAUGUGGGUUCAGUGUCCCUUUAUUUCAGGAUUAUACACAUCAAAAUGUAUUUUAUACAUUUUAUUUUUUAAAUAUGUCUUGCAUUGUAUUAAUAGUCUCCCCGUUUAACUUUUUUUUCUGGUGGUUAAUUUCAAAGCCAGGUAUUGAAGUAGGCUCUUGUGACUUUUAACACACACAUUAGGCCAGACCUUGCACUGAAUUUAGCUGCCGUAAUCUUGCUUUAGUAAGAGGCUAAUAUUGCAGGAUAGUAUACGUAGAUAAUGAUAAAGAUGACAUCAUAACUAUCUCUCGUCAUCUCUGGGAAGCAUAUGCGCUUCGUCUGCAGAGAUUCUGGAAGUUUAACUCUACACAUAUGCUGGUCUGAUGCAUGCUGCUGCGGUCUUUGUGCUUCAGAUCAUGCCUAUGGGGCCCAUUUAUCAAGCUCUGUAUGGAGCUUGAAGGGCCGUGUUUCUGGUGAGUCUUCAGACUGUUGCUCCAUAACCUGUCCGCCUGCUCUGAGGAGGCGGACAGAGAUCGCGGGAAAUCUACCCGAUGAAAUACGAUUGGGUUGAUUGACACCCCCUGCUAGCAGUCGAUUGGCCUUGAAUCUGCAGGGGGCGGCGUUGCACCAGCAGUUCGCAAGAGCAGCUGGUGCAAUGCUGAACUCCUUAUUCAGCGAUGUCUGUCGGACAUGAUCCGCUGAUCGAUCAUGUCGGACAGAUAUUUGUUAAAUAGACCCCUUUGUCUGAGAUCUGAUUGGCAUCCAGUGCAAAGGCAAAUGGGGGCGAAAUGUGUAAUAUAUUUAUAGAGUACAUUUUACAACAAAGUCAUAUUUUAAUGAAAAUAUAUUACAAAUGUUUAAAAUAAAACUAUAAUGUAGGAAAGUAGUUUAUGAAGUGUGUGCAUAUAUAUUGAUGUUAUAAAUUGGUUCUAUAACGUAUAGUGAGGGGGAGGUGAGCACAGACGCAUGGCCUGGAACUUAAACCACCAUUUUCUCUCUGAAAAGAUGCACAUUCCCUCUGAAUUAACACAUAGUAUCCCUAGGCAUUUUUUAGGGAGUUAGACCUAAUGAAUUUGGCUUAGCUCAAUUGCACAACCUGCCAAGGAUAUGGGUUAGGUCAGCUUCACAAUAAAGGGAACUUAUUUAAAGCAUUUUAUUUUGUAAUUCAAACACGGAUGCACCAUCGUGGGAAUAUCCAUUUAAGGGUUAGAUUACACGUGAGGAGCAAACGGUUUUGCGCUAGCGCAAUCGUGUUUUUGCAAGCCAUUUUCAUUUUUCUGAUAUUACAAGUGGAGCUUCAAUCCUUAAAGGGACAUUAAACACUUUGAGAUGGUAACAUAAAAUGAUAAAUUAUAUAUAUAAAACAACUCUGCAAUAUACUUUCAUUAUUUAUUUUGUCCUCUGUGUCUGUAAUGCCAUUCUGAAAUUGUGAGCUUUUCAGUUCCUGUUAGAAAUGGAAGUGCAGAACCCUGUUAAAUCCAGCACAACCAUUGGCUGCACACUCUAGUGACCUAUUUAUAACUGACCCUAAUUGGCCACAACAGAGAAGGUAACACAAGUUACAACAUGGCAGCUCCCAGUGUUUUAUAGACACUAAAACUUUACACUUAUUUUGUCACUUUUUAAACAACUAAUGAAACUUUAAAAAAUACAUCUACAUGUUAGUCAUGGACUAAUCUUUUCUUUGAAUGCAUCAUUCUAUCUAGCAUGUAUUUAGUGUUUAAUGUCCCUUUAAGGCAAUCUCAGUGCUGUGGUCAACUGUUUUCCGAAAGAAAAAAGUUGCACACAACACUUCAAAAAUACAUUAUAAAGUACAGUUACACUCCUAAUAACACAAUCUAAUAAAAAAUGAUUUAAAAAUAAUAUUGCACAAAAGAGUUAUAAGGACUUAAGGCAGGCAAAUGGCUUUAACAUUGAGACAUAUACAUUUCUAAAGAUGUAUUUGUAUGUAUAUAUAUAUAUGUGUGUGUGUACAUAUAUAUUAAUGUAUUACACAUAUAAAAACAUUAAUAUAUAUGUACACAUAUAUAAGUGCAUUAUAUCCCUUUGCCAUUAAGUAUAUGAAAACAUGAUAAAACAUAUUUAUGCAAUAUUCAUUUUUAAUAAAGAUUUUAACUUUGUAUUUACUGUAAAUAUUUCACAUUUUCUAAUGCGAAUAUGCUUUAUUGUUUGCGCAAUGGGUUUUUUUUCCAACAAUUUUUUUUCUCCAUUGACUUCUAUGGAAAAUGUGAAAAUGCAAUGGCACUUGUCUGAUCUUGGGUAUAAGGGUUUUUUUUGCCACUUUUUUUCUCUCCAUUGAUUUCUAUAAGGGAAUACAUGCACGCAAAAAAUUAAGUUCAUUUUUUUCAGGCUAUUUCAAGCCCCGUGUUUCUGGCGAGCCUUCAAGCUCGUAAGAAACACAAGUUAUGAAGCAACGGUCUAAAGACCGCUGCUUCAUAACCUGUCCGCCUGCUCUGAGACAGCGGACAAACAAUACGAUCGAGUUGAUUCACACCCCCUGCUGGGGCCGAUUGGCCGCUAAUCUGCAGGGGGUGGCGUUAAACCAGCAGUUCACAAGAACUGCUGGUGCAGUGAUAAAUGCAGAUUGAUGAAAGACACGAGAGUGCGGCGUUCCUGGCAGCGUCUGCGGACUCGGCAAGACAACCGGAAGUGACGCCGGUUUCAGUGUAGUCUUUCCAUAGGGAGCCAACGGAGUGCCGUAGCAGUGGCGAAACCCAGCCACUAUGUAGGUGCAGGAAAAUGAAGAAAUGCAGGCACUGCUGAGGAUAUCUUAAAACGGUAAAUCUUUAUUAGAGUAGCAAUUAAAAAGUGAACAGCUACAACCGCUGUAAAGAUAGCAGGAAAAGGUACAAAACCGGCAAGGCUGGGGAGAAAAAUAGACACAGAAAAAUGCAGAUUGUGUAUGCUGUCGGCAUUUAUCGAUGUGCGGUGGACAUGAUCCACAAUAUCGGAUCAUGUCCGCUCACACAUUAAUAAAAAGGUCCCUUAGUCUUUAAAAUAUGCCAAAGUUGAAAAUGUAUCCUUAACUUUUUGUGAACGCUUCAAAGCACCAUUUCCUUCCUUUCCUCUGCCCUCCAAAUGCACAGUCCUGUGUCUUACACACAUAUCUAGCUGCAAUAUGGAUGGCUACAUAUGGACUGCUGUGAAAAGUGUUAGAUACAGUAGUGGUGCAUUUGCUGCUUAUUCAAGAAGCUAAGAAGACUUUUAUGCCCCUUUAAGGGUAAGUAAGUGCAUGUAAUGGUUUCACUCACCUUUAAUAGUUCAUGGUAUCUCUUGAUGUAACCCAAAUUAUUUGACAAAAUAAUGGUUUACCUUAGCAAAAGCUGGUCACAAAAUAUGGUUCUGUCAGACAUCUCAAUGAUAUUGGUAGGUGCUGUUACUUUGUAUAUUGAGAACUAUUUCACAAUAUUUUAUAAGUUACUAUUAAUUUAGCUUCCCAAGAAACCAAUAAUUUAGCACACAGCACAUUUGUUGAUUUUCUAAUAGUUUACAUAGGUUUAUAAAUGAAAAUAAAUGUUUUUGACAGUAGGCAUUUGAAAAUAUCAGAAUCUAAUAAAUCUGAUAAAUAUCAAACGAUUCUUAUAGAAUUAAUGCCUUAUAUAGAUUAAAAAGGUAAAAAAAAAGUAGUAAGCAAUUUUAUAUUUUGUGCAAGUAGAGAAAUCUGUGUUGUUAUCACUACAUGAAUAAGGCCUGCGUGUUAUGUGUCUGACAGAACUAAUAAUAUGUAUUUACUUGUACUGUAAAUAUUUCUGCAGAAAAAAUAAAGUUUAUGUAUAAAA